AUGAUGUCGACAGUAGGAGAUUGUGGUGUGACAUUAGUAGUGGUAGCAAUGGUGGAAACGAAGUUGACGGUGAUGACGACCGGGUGUCGAUCGACGGUGGAUAUGAAAGUAUUUUCAUCAGAUCUUGUCAGAUAUGUGUUUCCGUUGGCUGCGACAGUGAUGGACGAAGGUGGUGGUUAUCACCGCUCACCGGAGCUCAUAAAUCUUGAGGAGAAAUGUGGUUCGUCGGUGGUCGUAGGCGGCAACGGUAUGCCGACAGUAGGAGGCCGGGACAAGAGGGGGUGGUGGCUAGUGGCUAUUGGUGGCAAUGUUUAUGUGUUCUUCAAGUGGCGAUUGACGGUGGAUAUGGAAGUAUUUUCAUCAGAUAUUGUCAGAUACGUGUUUCCGUUGGCGGUGACAGUGAUGGACGAAGGUGGUGGUUAUCACCGCUCGCUGGAGCUCAUAAAUCUUGAGGAGAAAAUGGUAGAUCUGAAGACGAAAAUGCUGAAAACUGUAAUUCUGGAGCCAACCGGAGCUUGUGGAUCUGAUGGUGGUGGUUCGUCGAUGGUCGUAGGCGGCGACGGUACGCCGACGAGUAAUCAAUCUGUCGCCUUAAAUCAAGUUGCUUUGGAAUCCGAUGAUGUUGUACAGCCUGUUCAAAAGGAUGUGAUCUCACAAACAGACGAAAGUUUUACACCCUCAACAGUUGAUAAGUCAACCGCAACAAGUCCUUGCAAAAUAUCAGGUGAUUUGAAGCGCAACCUCCAAGAAAUUUAUGAUGUUGAUUCUGGAUAUGAUUUAAGUUCAACUAAGGCUAAAAGAAAGUCAACCGCAGAGGAAACUCCACUCUUGAUUCCAAAAAUUGAAAAGUGA
Messenger RNA from Lactuca saligna, 852 nucleotides. The record is from the annotation of a GenBank genome assembly. Lineage: Eukaryota; Viridiplantae; Streptophyta; Magnoliopsida; Asterales; Asteraceae.